This is a messenger RNA of Argentina anserina (silverweed cinquefoil), 1689 nucleotides long. Its product is annotated as vicilin-like seed storage protein At2g28490. Bases 10 to 1689 code for a protein of 559 amino acids. The record is from RefSeq and is a predicted model, not a curated record. Lineage: Eukaryota; Viridiplantae; Streptophyta; Magnoliopsida; Rosales; Rosaceae. The transcript is spliced from 4 exons.
CAGAUCAAAAUGGGAAACCGAGUCAUUAGCCUGCUGGUUAUUGCGCUCGUUUUGUGCUAUAGUUUGUCAAAGGCCGUUGGAUAUCGAGAUGAAGACUGGGGGAGGCAGAGAGAAGACCCGGAUCAAGAGCAGGAAGAGCAAGAGCAUGAAGCGAUGAUGGGAGACGAGGAUUGGUUCUUGUUGCAGAACUCAAAGCAGGUAGUGAAAACUAAAGCUGGUGAAAUGAGAGUGGUGAAAAGCGUACGUGGGAGAAUUGUUGAUAAGCCAAUGCAUAUUGGGUUUAUUACAAUGGAGCCCAAGUCCCUAUUUGUUCCUCAGUACAUGGACUCCAGCUUGAUCCUCUUCGUCCAGUCUGGAGAAGCAAAGGUGGGACUGAUAUACAAAGAUCAACUGGGAGAGAGGAGAUUGAGGCCUGGGGAUGUGUACAGAAUUCCGGCUGGUUCGCCAUUUUAUUUGGUGAAUACGGCGGAGGGGCAGAGACUUCACAUCAUUUGUAGCGUUGAUACAUCGGAGAGUUUGGGAAUGGGUACUUUGCAGUCUUUCUACAUCGGCGGAGGAUAUAAUCCAGCUUCUGUACUUGCUGGAUUUGACCAGGAGAUACUCGAAAGUGCAUUCAACGUUACAUCAUCAGAACUAAGUGAUUUCUUGUCAAGACAACAAGAUGGCCCGAUUGUAUACCUGACCGAUUCACCUCAUCCACCAAGCCUUUGGUCAAGAUUCCUAGAGCUGAAAGAGCAGGACAGACUCCAAAAAAUGAAGAGAAUGAUGGGCAACACAAAAGAACCAGAACACGACGAAGAAGAACAAACUCUAGCAUGGUCAUGGAGGAAGCUCCUCAACUCUAUGUUUGGAUCAAAUGGCAAAAGGAGAGACGAUGAUACUGAUGCUUACAAGGGAAAAGGAAAAUCUCCAGAUGCUUACAACCUCUUCAAGAGAUCUGCUGAUUUCCGAAAUGACUAUGGCUGGAGCAAGGCACUCGAUGAAUCUGAUUACUCUCCCUUAAAAGACUCCGGCAUCGGUGUUUUCCUUGUCAACCUCUCUGCAGGGUCUAUGAUGGCACCGCAUGUGAACCCAAUUGCAACAGAAUACGGGGUCGUUCUGAAAGGCUCUGGUACUAUACAGAUUGUGUUUCCAAAUGGAACCUCGGCAAUGAAUACUAAAGUUCAACAAGGAGAUGUGUUUUGGGUGCCAAGGUACUUCCCAUUCUGUCAAAUUGCAUCCAGAGUUGGCCCUUUCGAGUUCUUUGGAUUCACCACCUCUGCGCGCAAGAACAGGCCGCAGUUCUUAGUAGGUGCUAGCUCUGUUCUUAGGGAGCUCAGAGGACCUGAGCUUGCAGCUGCUUUUGGUGUGAAUGAGGAUCGGUUGAGUCGCAUUGUUCAUGCUCAGCGUGAGUCUGUGAUCUUGCCCUCGGUGCAAGCAUCUACUCCUUACAUGGGGGGUGAGACGGAGGAAACUCCCGUGGAGGAGGCAGGGAAGCGAACCCCAUACAAGGAGGACGAGAGGAGGCAGGAAGGUGAGAGGUGGCGGCAAGAUGAGAGGGAGCAACCAGCUGAGGAAGAUGAGAGGCGGCAAUCGCAACGGGAGAGGCAGAGGAAGCAACCUCCAUUAGGGGAAGGUGAUGACAUGUUUCAGGGGAUACCAAAGGUGAUCAAGAGUUUUGGGAAGGAGAUCGUAAUGGGUUUUGAUUGA